Aureobasidium uvarum is the source of this 1680-nucleotide messenger RNA. The record is from the annotation of a GenBank genome assembly. Lineage: Eukaryota; Fungi; Ascomycota; Dothideomycetes; Dothideales; Saccotheciaceae.
CGCCAUGGGCUGAACAAAAUCGCCAGAGUGGCUUCGUGUCGCUCGAUAGCGCCUUCCGGAUUCGCAGCAACCAGUCUGCCCGCCGAACCGAACGAUGUUGCCGUCCUAGGUGGAGGUAUCACUGGCCUCGCUACCGCACAUUAUCUCGCUCAAUCGAAUCCCAAUCGCAUAUUGCACACAGAGAAGGUCGAGAUAGACGAUGGACACAUCCUCUUCGAAAAGGGCCCAAGGACACUGCGACCGGCUGGUAAUGGCGCUCUCACCGCUCGCCUCGUCCAUCAACUGGGUUUGGAGGAUGACACCAUCUUCACCAUGAAGACUGCUCCCGCUGCAACAAAUCGUUAUAUCUACUACCCCGACCACAUCGUUCGCGUGCCCGCGCCCGACCCCCAGAAAGGCUUUAUAGCGAACGUGAGCGCCAUAAUCUACGCUCUCACCUCUGAACCUGCUUUCAAGGGCAUCGUUUCUCGUGUCUUGCUCGAGCCGUCGGUUCACGCUAGAGACCCGAGUGUGACGGACGAGUCCGUCGGUGAUUUCUUCGUGAGACGCAUAGGUCGAAGGCUGGUCGACCAGGUCAUGUCGGCCGUUGUUCACGGCAUCUACGCUGGUGACAUCUACCAACUCAGCAUGAAGAGCUUGUUCCCGAGCAUCUGGAGAUUGGAAGAAGAACAUGGCAGCAUCCUUGCUGGUCUGGUCCACAACAUGUCUGAAGGUGCCACGGUCCCAGCAAAAGAAGUCGACUUCAUCAACGCCAUGAAACAGCCGUAUCCGUUCAGUUCCGACUUUCGAAACAACUUUCGGAAAUCAAACGUUUUCACUUUCCGUCAUGGUCUCCAGCAGUUGGUCGACAAAUUGGAGGAGUCGCUCAAGCAACAGUCCAAUGUCGUCUUCGCAUUGAACCAAGAAAUCACCGACAUCAAAAACACCGAGCACAAUGUGGAGCUUGAAACUAAGCACUCCACCAAACAAUUACUCUCGAAGCACAAACACACGCAUGUGAUUUCUACACUAUCACCAGACACGACGUCACAGGUCGCUUCGUCGAUGAAUCGCGAUUUCUUGAACUUGCCCGUCUGUCCAACACCGACAGUAAUGACUGUAAAUUUAUAUUACCGCACUCCGGACCUCAAUCCGCCUGGCUUUGGAUACUUGAUCCCUCUUGGUAUACCUAUCGAUCAGAAUCCAGAGCGUGCACUUGGUAUCACUUUCGACACUGCCUACUCUGCUUCCUCGCCAGAGGACAAGGACUUUGUCGGUCCUAUGCAGGAUACUGUGUCAAAUCGUGGAACAAAGGUCACAGUUAUGCUGGGAGGUCACUACUGGGAUGGAUGGUCAUCUCAUCCUACCAAAGAGGAAGGUCUUCAGAUGGCAGAAUCUGUCAUUGGAAGACACCUCGGUGUCACAGAGAAACCUGCAGCACACUCCGUCAAUCUCAACUACAACUGCAUUCCUCAAUAUACUGUAGGCUUUGAGGACAGAGUGAAAAGAUUCCACGAUGAGCUCUCAUUGCGUUACUCUGGCCGUCUACGAGUCGCUGGCAACUGGGUCAGAGGUGUUGGCGUCAACGACUGCAUCAGAAGCGCCUGGGAGGUGGCUCGAGAACUUGACACUAGCAACCUAACUGGACUUGAGUGGAUCGUCAAGCCCAAGAAUUGGGUCUCGGUCAAGGUCAAAAGUAGU